UUUCGCGGUGUCCUGACUGUUUCAUCUUCUUCAUUUCCAGCCGUUUUGUUGUGUGGAAUUCUUACUGGAGAGAGGCGGCAUGGCGACCGUUCCAGUCCUUUGGGUGAAGAACAGGAGGUACAUUAAGAAGAGCGAAGGAGUCAGUGCUGUGCGGGGGAAGUGCUACUGGCCUGCUUAUCUUAAGAACGCACCUAAGAAGCUGAGAGGCUUCGUUUCUUCGCAGAAGAAGCCGGAUACAUCAACAUGGACGACACACGAUUGUGAGGUGUUGCAUUAUGCGUUCACCGUACAGGAGUGUGACGACUGGGUAAAGUCACAUUCGGGAGUCGAAAAUGAAGGAAUGGAAAGUGACGCUUCGAGCGACCACCCCUAUGCAAGGGAGAAACAGAAGAAGUUAAGGUUAAAGAGAAGGAAUGGACCAGCCAGUAGCUCGGAAACAUCAGACGACGAGCUGUUUGUGGCCGGGUUGGGCGACCUGCGGUCCAACCAGAAAGAUUCGCUGAGUACUAAUGCGGGUGCCGAUGUUCUGGAGAAUGUCAGUGACUCGGCAUCGCACGGUUUUGAGCGGAGUCUGACUCUUGACUUGGACUCUGAAGCCAUUGACGAUGACACCCACGUAGUACUACUCUCUGAAAUGGCGCCUGUUAGUCCGUUGAAAAGAAGCAACGGACAAAGUCCACGUAAGUCGCCUGAGAAGCGUAAUGUGCAGAAGGCGACUGAAAAGCGGGGUGUCUCUACGCCAGACAAAGGGACAGCCAGGGCUACACCAGGGAAGGCCAGGGCUACACCAGAGAAGGCGACAGCCAGGGCGAUCCCGAUCAAGCGCCAAGUGCUACAGACUGGAGCCCAUUUACCACCAGCGUCGGAAACUUCCAGUCCGCUGAAAGCGCAGAAAGGUGUCGGUGCAUGUAACUCACCUGGGAAGCGUACCGUGCCACAGAAGACGACUGAGUGUCGAGGUGUCACAACACCCGAGAAGAUGCCAUCCAGGGUAUCCAAGGGGUCUCCAAGCAAGCGUGACGCGGUGCAGACUGGUGAGAGAAGGACCCCAUCUAAAUUGUCUGGGAAAGAGAGAGGAACACCGAAGAAGUCUCAGAAGAGUGCUCCAACUCCCGAAAUAAGUACAAAAUCAGUGACUCCACAAAAGAGACAGGCGUCACCUACUUACCAAAUGGAGUCUGGCAGCAGUUCGUUUAGCUGCAGUCAGAGUAAGAGACCGAAGCAGAGUCAGAUCACCAAAUUUGUGACGAGCUUCUCUGAGAAAGAGAUUGCUCAACACUUGGACGAGGUGGACAGAGAGAUUCUUGCGAUGGAACUCAGCGAUACGCCGGCUAGGAGUGCUUCUCCGGCCACGUCAGAUACCAGUUUCGAUACGCCGUUUAAGUUGCCUCUCAGGCGGAGUGCAUUAAGUUCGGUAGCAAGUCCUUUUCUGGCCAUGAGUCCUUCAUUCCAUGCAGCUCUGAAGUCGAUUGAUGGCCAGAUUAAAGAAAUAGCCAGGCAGCUUCAAGCUCUGGACAAAAUGGGCACCAAUAUCGGGAAGAUAAUGACAUGUGUGCUGCCUCCGCUGGAGACGAAUAUAGCGGAGGACAUCCCUGAGCUGCCUUUAUCUGAUAAGAAUGGCGAAAAGGCAAUGAACGAACUGCUUUUGAGAGACAAGGGCGAAUUUAACAAAGUUGUUACGUUCCUAUACGGACUGGGGGGUACAAAUGCAAAAGAUGCGGUGUACUCUGUGCUAAAGACACUUUUCACUGAUCAGUUUGCCUCUUCGAAGAGCAUGAAGGGGAUACGCAGGGCUGGCAAGCCGGCAAAGGACGCCUUUAUGGGGACGCCCCUCUUUAAGGCUCUCAUGUGUGCUGUCCGGCGAAGAUUUAAGGAUACCACAGUAACCGAUGUCAUGGAACUCACUGGCAACUGGCUUAAGGAUGCGCCAGGCAGGGAGAAGAAGAGGAGGAGCAGAUGUGAAAGCAGGGAAUCCCUCUUGCGGCAGUACGACGAAUCAUCGGAUUAAUGGAGACACAAAGGUACGACAAUAACCUGUAAA
This is a messenger RNA of Frankliniella occidentalis (western flower thrips), 2041 nucleotides long. RefSeq lists its product as uncharacterized. The record is from RefSeq and is a predicted model, not a curated record. The coding region runs from base 80 to 2008 and encodes 642 amino acids. The transcript has 5 exons. NCBI's taxonomy places the organism in Eukaryota, Metazoa, Arthropoda, Insecta, Thysanoptera, Thripidae.